GGACUGGAGUUAAACCUGCUGCCUCUGCGGCCCUCCAGGACUGGAGUUAAACCUGCUGCCGCUGCGGCCCUCCAGGACUGGAGUUAAACCUGCUGCCUCUGCGGCCCUCCAGGACUGGAGUUAAACCUGCUGCCUCUGCGGCCCUCCAGGACUGGAGUGUGACAGCUGUUGUUUAGGCUCUUUUGCUGUAACCAUGGCUACUAAGACCUUUCAAAUGUUAAACAGUAAAGCAUUUCUUGGUGUGCAAUCGAGAGGCUUAAAGCCUGCGAAUCGAAGCUGUUCUCUGAUGACCCAGGUGCCCUUUUAAGCUCCGUUAAUUUGGCCAGUCUCUGAAGCACCUUUUGUGCCUGAUUCUGCUGCAGUCUUCCUGGCACGCGAGAGCAGGAAGCGGAUUCGUCGGACCCGAAGACAAUUGGACGCGUGUUCAUUAUUUGUACUGUGUACUGUGCUUAAUUGCACGAGGGUAGGCGCGUUUUUUCGCUUUGCGAUUAUAUGGAACAACAGCUGAGUUUACCAAUGUUUUUUAAUUUUUUAUUUUUUAUUCUUGACCACACAGCGUGUUCAGAAACAAAGAGGAGCGAAUUUAAUGUGAAAGAAAAUUCAUAUUCACGGCGUUCCCAUGUUCCUGUGAAAUAAUCACGAUCUGACACCUGUUACGUAGUGCGAGUGAUGUUCAGUUACUGUCACGGAAAAAAAACCUUCAUUAUUUACGAGCCAUCUACGCUGCAGAUGUGGUGCCGUUUUAUUUAUUUAUGUAUUUGUGAUUGGUCUCUUGCAGUGAUUCCAUGGAUUUGUUGUGAAGAUAAGAGUAAAUUUACCUUUCGAAUUAUGACCGUACAAUCCAGUCAUUUAAACGCAUUAAAACAUUGUGCUCUACCCCCAGUUUAAACGUUACACUAGUCCAUGCAUGCGUGUGCAGGUAAUCAGUUCACAACUUGAAAAAGAGGUCAGGAAGAACCACAUGAAAGAGUAUGUCUAUUGGAUUUGAAGAUGCGCUUUGUGUUAUGGUAAUUUAAGUGGGGAGCGGGCAUCGCGCCGCUUCUCUUAUUCAUCACGUUGUUUGAAUGAACCUUUAAAAGGCGCGCGGAGCCGCGCGACCGUAGUCAGACCAUGUCUCCCAGCAGAAUGUGGGGAAACUGGACCGCGCGCCCGCAACUCGAUGGGAACAAUAUUUCGAUCUUUGUGUCUAAACUCACUCCAGGCGGCGAUAUGGGGGUUGGAUUCGCAAUCCUGACCGUCGUGCUGCUGUCUCUCCUUGGCAACGGGCUGGUGUUGGCCAUCUCAUACCGGAGGAGGAAGAAGAUGGCGGGCCCGGAGCUGCUGUGUGUGAACCUGGCGGUGAACGACUUCCUGUCCUGCAUCCUGUUCUACCCGCUCUCCAUCCUGUCGUCUUUCAGCCACUCCUGGCUGGGCUGCCAGCUCACCUGCACCUACUACGGCCUGGGCUGCUUCACCUUCGGCCUGUGCGGCAUGUUCACCAUCGCCGCCAUCAGCGUCACCCGCUACCUGAAGACCUGCUACCACCUGUCGUACGAGGGCGCCAGCAUGCGGCUGGUGUGCUGUGGCAGCUGGCUGGUGGCGGCGGGCUGGUCCUGCUUCCCGCUGCUGGGCUGGGGGGAGUACGUGCCCGAGCCCCAUGGCCUGUCCUGCACCGUCGCCUGGAAACGGUACCACGCCUCCGUCAAAGACGCCGCCUACGUCAUCUGCUCCUUCGCCUGCUUCACCUUCGUCCCCGUGGUCCUCAUCGUGGCCUCGCAGUGCCGGAUCCUGCUCACGGUGUACCGCGUCUCCUCGGCUCUGUCCACACGCGGGAUCCACACACACCUGCGCAACGCAGAGCGCCGGCUGUCUGUGAUGUUCUUCUGCAUCAGCCUGGGUUUCAUCGUGGCGUGGGCGCCCUACGCCGUGGUCUCCUUCCUGUCCAUCUUCGGCGGGGACGACGGCCGCAUGGCGCCGGCUGGCUACGUCUUCCCCGCGCUCUUCGCCAAGAGCUCGCACGUGUACAACCCCUUCAUCUACUUCUACUUCAACAAGGUGUUCCGGCGGGAGCUGUGGGGCCUGCUCCGGGCCCUGGGUCCGCUGGGGUGGCGAAACCGGGUCGGGGUGCGACCCCCGCCCGGCCCCUGGACCCAGCACCCCAUCCAGAUCCAGCUGCAGGAGCACGGCCUGGUCCAGGAGGCCCGCUGUCCCAGCAGCCUCGGCGGCAGCUGGCGCCCCCACGGCCUGCCGGUCCACUCCUGCUGGGUGUCCAAAAUCAGGGUCAGUCCCGCCAGCGCAGACCCCGCGCCCCCCCGGGAGUUUUUACCCAUGUCUGCGUGACUCAGGAAGGCGGGGCGGGG
Molecule: messenger RNA, 2339 nt
Organism: Anguilla rostrata (American eel)
Lineage: Eukaryota; Metazoa; Chordata; Actinopteri; Anguilliformes; Anguillidae
Gene: opn8c
Product: opsin 8, group member c
Exons: 4
Coding region: 1111-2319 (402 amino acids)
Biological process (GO): phototransduction; G protein-coupled receptor signaling pathway; cellular response to light stimulus
Cellular component (GO): plasma membrane
Molecular function (GO): G protein-coupled photoreceptor activity
Source: RefSeq, a predicted model, not a curated record